GCAAAUACCACGUGUCUCCUCGCCGGCUGUGAGUCAACGGGCUCUGAUUCACAUUUUCACAGAGUGGAGUGCAGUUGUAAGAUGGCGGCACGCUGGGGAACAGGCGAGGAGAUAUUAAACCCCUGUAACAUGGAGUAUUUUUCAACAGCAAAUCUAGACGAGGCAGAAAUACUCCAAGAUGGGCUAUGUGGCCUGCAGCACCAUGGCUUAGACACUGGAGACACCCUUGAAGCCUUACAGAGCUGCUUGGAUCCAUCCAUUUUGUCAAUCUUUGAACAAGGCCCAAAUGGAGAGGUCAAAAUUGAUCUUGAUGACGAAAGCGAGGCAACACUGCUUACAGCACUUACUGACAUACUUGACAAUGUAGAUGAUUCAAACCUUUCUCCUUUUGACACUCUACCUGAUGCAUCACUAAAGAUAAGUCUUUCGCGUUCUCCUCCGGAAAAAGAGUCUCUGCUGAGUUCAAGACAGUUUUCAGGAAAGACACUUCCUUUUACCACUAAUGGAUUUUUGCAAAGAUGUGAUUCUGAGGAAGAUGAUAGUUUUUCCAUGCUUAAACAUGAUUUAAGUGUAUCUUCAAUAGAGGAAUCUGACUUCUGCCUUCCCAUGAUCUUGGAGCAGGAUGGACAGAGCAUGUCCAUUACAUUGGGUGAGCUGGUCAAGCACAUCCACCCAUGCUCCAUGACUGUAUGUGUGGAUGGAGAGCAGCAACUACUGCCUGAAGGAGGAAUUGUGCUGGAGGUGGUGGAUAAUGGAGAACAUGGAGAGCCUAUUUUGGCCAUCCCGGACAUUAGUGCCCCCCUUUCUCUCUCUAGCUUGGACCCUAUAGAGGAAGAACAAAGAGUCCCAGAGAAAAGCCCACAAAAGGUGUGUAAGCCAGAGCUCACCCCAGAAGAGGAUGCCAUCUCUUCUGGAAUUGUCAAAGAUGACAGCAUUGGGAAUGUAAUAAAUGAACAUCCAAAGAAAGAGUCUUCUAAAAAAUGUCAAUCAAAAAAGAAAAAAAAAGAAAAAAUGGAAGAAACCCAACCUGUUGAACGAAGAGUAUUAAGGAGUACAUCUCAUAAAAAGCCAGUCGAAGAGCCCAAAAAGGAACCUGAAAAGGAGCUAAAGAAGAAGAAGAAAAAGGUCACAUUUGCUCCUGCCCCUACUGUAAAUGUGUCUGAAGUUGAAAAAUCCUCUGAGGUGAAAACUGAGGCAAAGCCUACAAAGGAGAACCCUUCUGCUGUUUUAAUUUCUGACACACCCACAACUCAAGUCCUACCAGUAGUAGCUUUUGCUGAAGUCAUGGAGCCUGUCCCUGAAGAAAAACAACCACCAACUGCAGUACCUCUUGAAAAAAGUGGAGAAAUUGAUGUGCCUUAUAAAGAGGAGCCUGCAGUCAGUCAGCUAAAAGAGCCCAAACCGAAGUCACUCAGUUUACAACAAUACCGUCUUCUUCGUCAGAACAAGAAACCACCACCUCCAGAGAAGACUGGUGACAACAGCACUAAAUGGCCCUUGUUGCCAGAAGCACCCAGAGAGCUUCCUCCAAUCCCCUGUCUACCUGACCCCAACCUUAGAGACCCACGUCGUACAGCCACCACUCCUGUGAAGAAGGAGCUUACCCCUGAAAUCAUGCCAGCAUGGCAGCCAAGAGGCCCUGCAGCACCCCCAACUCCUGAGGCCUUGCUAGUUCCGCCAGCAUCAAUGCUGGCUUCCUCUAGAAAAACAGAGCCUCCUAAACCAGUCUGUCCUUCCCCAACUAAACCUGCAGAAAAUUUACCCGCAGCCACCACCCAUCACCCAAGUCCCUCAGUGCAACCCAACCCACAGAAUCUACCCAUCUCCAGUUUGCCAGAGAACACUAUUCCCAGUAAGGUUUCUCCAGCUGCUAAGCAGACUCCACUUGAAACUCCAUCACUACUAGUUGCCACCACAAAUGGUGCUGCUGGACAAGCUAAGUGUUUACAAGAUAAUGCUUUGACAUCUGAUCAAGCGCUAAAGUUGACUUCAUCAGUUCUUCCUGUUAAGGUCGAGGGAGUCUCUAAACCUCAGACUAUGACUGAAAUCACCACUAUAACCACUACAAAUGUUCAAACCCCUAAUGUUGUUCCUAUUAAACCUAAUGCUGCUGUGCCUCUAAAGAGUGUAGCUGACCAGAGAGUGGGAGCUCCAGUACCUGAAUCAGGAAAGCUUACCCUGUCUGUCAGCGUUUCCAAGCCUACUGUAGGAUCCCAGCGUCCUCUUGCACCCAUAGCUGCUCAGCCGUUCACGUCUGCUCCAAUUCAGGCCAGAAUUGUAAAGCUGGCCGAGCAGAUGAGGUUGGCUUCUACUCCGGUUCCUAAAGCGAAAAGCACCACCGCAGAGCUGAUUGAGUCCUUCACAAGUGAAAUUGGUAUUGAAGCUUCUGACCUCAUCAGUCUGUUGGAGCAGUUUGAAGAAACUCAACCUAAAGAGAAGCAGAGUGUACCGGAGGUCUGUGGUAGAGCAGCUGCUGUAGGAAACUCCAGUGUGGAGCAGCAUGCGGAAACCAAGGCCCUUAAGAAAGCUUCCAGUCCCGACUUGGGUAGCACCGCAGGCCUUACUCCACCAGCUACGCCUCCUCAUCAGAUGUGGAAGCCCUUGGCACCUGUUGCAUUAUUAGGAAACCCGAAAAAGUCUGAAAUGCUCAAACCAACUCUAACCAAGGCCAUUCAAAUAGAGCCCCGGCCUCUUCCAGCAGGCAAGAUACCCAGCAGGCCUCAGACAACGGUUAUUUCAGGACCCGCCCAGCCAUUUUCUCUAGAUCAUGAUUACUGCUUUGUCCCCAAGGUAGCGUCCCAGAAUGAGCUUGGUAAUCGUUGGAACAUCAAACAACAGUCGGGCAUUGUCAUUAAAUCUGUCGAGCUGCCGUUAUCCAAGCAGGGAUUCAAAGAGCAUGAAUCCAAAUGUAUUACAACCCCUGCUGCUGUUGAAAGCCUUACGAGAAAUCUCAAACCUGCUCAGCCUCCACAGUGUAAGAGUCAGUCCAAAACAGAGCUCUUGGCCAGCACCAUCACGGUUACUCCAGAUGCUUCUCCGAACGCUUCUCCAGACAGGAUGGAUUCUGAGUGCUCUUUGCAGGAUGAGGAAGGCAGCAGACACCAUAGGUUGAAAGAAUACACCAAACGUUCUCCCAGUCCAUACCACAACAAGAGAGGGCGUUCCAGAAGAACGUAUCGAAAACGGCUACAUAGCAGUUCUGGAUCUAGGUCUAGCAGCUCUGAAUCCUCCAGGUCAUGCUCACACUCACCUGCCAAGAAAAGGUGUAGGCCUGGACGUUCUGGUGGCAGUUCAAGGUCACCUUCAAGAUAUCGUGCACGCUCCCGCUCUUUCUCGCGAUCACCUUCUCCAUGCCGGCGCAGAUAUUCCUAUUCCAGUUCCUGCUCUGGGUCCUGGAGCCAAAGCCGAUCCAGAUCUAGAUCUCGCUCUCGGUCUUAUUCCCGUUCCCGCUCUCGCUCUCCUGCUAACAGACAUAGUCACUGGAACACUCGUUUGAGCCCUAGAGAGGUGGACCAUCACUAUGAUUCGAGAGAAAAUAAUGAGCAAAUGAAUUGGCGCAAAGAGAAAGCCAUUGAGGAAAGGAGAGUAGUUUAUGUUGGACGCAUUCAUGGGGGUAUGACCCGUAAAGAGCUAAGGGAGCGCUUCUCAUACUUUGGAGAGAUAGAGGACUGCACUGUGCACUUUAGAGAGAAAGGAGACAACUAUGGUUUUGUCACAUACUACAACACCAAGGAUGCAUUUAAUGCGAUUGAGAAUGGAAGCAAGAUACGACAGUCAAAUGAGCUUCCAUUUGAUCUGUGCUUCGGAGGCAGGAGACAGUUUUGCAAAACUGGCUAUGCUGAUCUGGAUUCAAAUCAGGAUUUUGAACCAGCACCGGCAAAGCGCAAGUUUGAUGCACUAGACUUUGACACUUUACUUAAGCAGGCUCAGAGGAAUUUAAAAAGGUAACACUGAGGAAUGUGGACAUCGGAGGAGAGAUCUUUAUUACCUCAGUGCAGUGGGAUGACGCACACACCUUCCAAUGCUGCCAUUCAGUUAAUGUCAUUUUUUUGGUUGUUUUUUCUUUUCCCAUUUAUGGUUUUGUUUCUGCAAGCUAACACCUUCCAUUGAAGUGAAGAUUUGUAUGAAAAAUUAAAAUAAGAAAAAAAUAGUUUACAUUUAAAAUUAUGUAAUGAAAAAUAUGAAUUUUAUAAAGGAUGAAUUUAUUUAAAUGCCUGAUUUAAAAGAAAAUGUUGGGUACAUUUUAAGAUGGCAAAUUAUGUUGAACUAAGCUCUGUGCUGGGGGGGUGGACUUACAUUGCUGAAAUGUAUUUCAACCCAAAUAAACCUUUAAAUGAA
Messenger RNA from Astyanax mexicanus (Mexican tetra), 4338 nucleotides. It is a transcript of the gene pprc1, whose product is annotated as PPARG related coactivator 1. The coding region runs from base 82 to 3948 and encodes 1288 amino acids. The record is from RefSeq and is a predicted model, not a curated record. NCBI's taxonomy places the organism in Eukaryota, Metazoa, Chordata, Actinopteri, Characiformes, Acestrorhamphidae. Gene Ontology annotation, biological process: positive regulation of transcription by RNA polymerase II. Gene Ontology annotation, molecular function: RNA binding; transcription factor binding. Gene Ontology annotation, cellular component: nucleus. The transcript is spliced from 14 exons.